CUGACAACGUGCUGAAGUGAAAAUGGAACAUCUCAUCUCUCCUUUCUCUAAAUAAUACUAUCUGUUAAUGUCGUUCAUCAUUCAUUCCGGAUCUAAUCAAAUCAUCCACAAUCUCAAAAGCUUGUUACUUUGAGCUUUGAUUCUAUUACUAGUUCGUGUUAAUUGAUGUAAUUGAAUUUCACCAUGUUCGAAAGUCAUCAUCUUCGAAAACCCACCGGAAAAUCUGCUUUUUCCGGCCUCGGGGCUGGUGAACCGGGUAAUAGCGUUCAAGAAAGUUAUGUUUUUCCCAUGGUGUUGGGUGAUAUGAAAGGUACUACUAAUUCACUUACCCACACAGCAGCAGCUAUGAUGCCUUCUUCCAUUUUUAUAUGGAGAUUUCAGGUCACAUUGUUCUUAGUCUGGGGUUUCAGUUGUUGCAAGAUUGGAUGGGAUUCAGUUAUGAGAAUGAACUCGGACCUGCGAGACUUGUUCUUGUAUGAGGCAUUCUUAUAUUAUAAUCCUCUCCUUCUUGUGACAAUGAUGGUUUGGUUAUGGGGAGUGUGUUUAUGGGUCUUCUCACAAAGUACUAUUAGUUAUGUAAAAAUAUUCGAUAUCGAUCAAAACCAUCUUACUCACAGAGAAAUUUGGAAGUGUAGCACAUGGUUGACAAUUAUAGUACCGACUAGUAUGACGGCAUACCUUUAUCUUUACUCCCAUGGAGAAGUAUCAUUAGCUGCAUCACAACCAGUGAUCCUGUAUAUUGCUUUUGCUUUAGUUUUGGUAUUCCCUUUCGAUAUUUUUUAUUUGUCUUCUCGUUACUUCUUCUUGAAAACGCUAUGGCGGAUAGCAUUUCCACUGCAGCCAAUUUCAUUUCCCGACUUCUUCUUGGCUGAUAUUCUAACUUCCAUGGCCAAGGUAUUUUCAGAUUUGGAGCGUUCAGCCUGUAGGAUGCUUCAUAACCAGGUUGCGACAAUUGCAUGGUUUGAAGCAGACUCAAUUUGCGGUAGUCACUCAGUUGCUAUUCCAUUAGUGCUUGUUAUACCUUAUAUUUGGCGGCUAAUGCAAUGUCUGCGGCAGUAUAAAGACACAAAAGAAAAGACAACCCUUUUCAACGCUUUAAAAUAUUCGACAGCAGUCCCCGUGAUUUUUCUUUCGGCCCUUAAAUAUCAUGUCUUACCUGAUAGGUGGACAUAUGUUUAUCAUCCCCUCUGGCUUAUCUCAAGUUUUGUUAACUCGCUCUACUCGUUUUACUGGGACGUAACUCGUGAUUGGGACCUUAGUGUCUUCACUAGGAUUUUCAAGUUCAACAAGCCAAGUUGGUGGUCCGAUCUGUUAUACGGGCAAAAUUGGGUUUAUUAUUGGGUUAUCGGAAGCAACUUGAUUUUACGAUGUACGUGGACGUACAAACUAUCCGCUCAUCUCCGCCACAACUACUUAACCGUGUUCACCAUUACCACCUUAGAGAUGCUCAGAAGGUUCCAAUGGAUAUUCUUUCGAGUUGAAAACGAGUGGAAUAAAAUUUCCAAGUCCAGCAUUCAACUUCCCAUGACCGACAUGCCGAACGAGGAUGAAAAGUUAGUAGACUUGUCGGAUCACACUGUAUAGAUUAGAACAAGUCUCCGACUGUAAGUAGAGCAUCAAAAUUGAAUUCAUUCUUUAAUAUAUUACAUAUUGUUUCAGCCCAAAAGCAGUUGUUGCAUUUUGGUUUCCCCUUUUGAUGAGAUUUUCGUAUCUUGCAGUUCGGUAUUUUGAUUUGUAAACGCGGCUUAGAUGUUGUAUAAUGUCACAAUAACAUAACAUUCAUAUUGGAGAUUUACAAGUUGCUUCAAUUUCA
Messenger RNA from Gossypium raimondii (Peruvian cotton), 1813 nucleotides. RefSeq lists its product as uncharacterized. NCBI's taxonomy places the organism in Eukaryota, Viridiplantae, Streptophyta, Magnoliopsida, Malvales, Malvaceae. The coding region runs from base 184 to 1584 and encodes 466 amino acids. The record is from RefSeq and is a predicted model, not a curated record. Gene Ontology annotation, cellular component: membrane; cytoplasm. The transcript is spliced from 14 exons.